AUUAUGAACAUCCGCAGUGCUAGGCCAAGUGACCUGAUGAAUAUGCAACACUGCAACCUCCUGUGCCUUCCCGAGAACUAUCAAAUGAAAUACUAUUUCUACCAUGGCCUUUCCUGGCCCCAGCUCUCUUUCAUUGCUGAGGACGAGGAUGGGAACAUUGUCGGCUACAUCCUGGCGAAAAUGGAGGAAGACGGAGCGGAUGUGCCCCAUGGACACAUCACCUCCCUGGCGGUGAAGCGUUCACACCGGCGCCUCGGCCUGGCCCAGAAGCUCGUGGACCAGGCCUCCCGGGCCAUGAUAGAGAACUUCAGCGCCAAGUACGUGUCCCUGCACGUCAGGAAGAGUAACCGGGCCGCCCUGCGCUUGUAUUCUGAAACCCUAAAUUUCCGGGUUAGUGAGGUGGAACCCAAAUACUACGCAGAUGGAGAAGAUGCUUAUGCUAUGAAGCGGGAUCUCACACAGAUGGCAAAUGAGCUGAAACGGCUGCUGGAGUCAAAGAAGAAAGGUGGUGUGGGGCUGGGCUCCAAGGAGAAUGAGAAGACCCCAGCACUUCCUGGUUCUGAAGAGUCCGGUGAGAAGAACCCAGCCACUGACCACAGUGGCAGUGACAGCAAGGAACCCAACAAGCCGGAGAGCACCAAUGUCCAGGACAGCCCAGAAGACUCAAAUUCCACCUCCUAG
Messenger RNA from Phyllostomus hastatus (greater spear-nosed bat), 681 nucleotides. It is a transcript of the gene NAA11, whose product is annotated as N-alpha-acetyltransferase 11, NatA catalytic subunit. Gene Ontology annotation, molecular function: protein-N-terminal-glutamate acetyltransferase activity; protein N-terminal-serine acetyltransferase activity. The record is from RefSeq and is a predicted model, not a curated record. Gene Ontology annotation, biological process: N-terminal peptidyl-glutamic acid acetylation. Gene Ontology annotation, cellular component: NatA complex. The transcript has a single exon. NCBI's taxonomy places the organism in Eukaryota, Metazoa, Chordata, Mammalia, Chiroptera, Phyllostomidae. Bases 4 to 681 code for a protein of 225 amino acids.